Camelina sativa (false flax) is the source of this 1029-nucleotide messenger RNA. NCBI's taxonomy places the organism in Eukaryota, Viridiplantae, Streptophyta, Magnoliopsida, Brassicales, Brassicaceae. The record is from RefSeq and is a predicted model, not a curated record.
AUGGGAUCAUAUCUAGGGUUACCGGAGAGCCUGAGAGGGUCCAAGACAAAGGUUUUCUCUUUUGUUCGGGAUCGUCUUCAGGGACGAACGACGGGUUGGUCGGCGAAACUUCUCUCCAAAGGGGGAAAAGAGUUGAUGAUCAAGUCCGUCGCCACGGCGGUUCCGACUUUUGUAAUGUCGUGCUUCCGGUUACCGAAAACAAUGACGUCAAAACUCACGAGUGCAGUGGCGAAUUUUUGGUGGAGUACUUCAGGACAGUCUGGGGGAGGGAUGCACUGGAAUGUUGAUGCUUUGAAUUCGGCAUUGUUGGCAAAGCAACUGUGGCGGCUGAUUGAGGCUCCGGAUACACUGUUUGCUCGGGUUUUCAAGGGCAGGUACUAUCGCAAUUCCAAUCCUAUGGAACCGAUACGCUCUUAUUCUCCAUCUUAUGGGUGGAGAAGCAUUACUUCCGUUAGAUCUUUGGUUAAUAAAAGGCUUAUUAUACGGGUCGGUUCGGGGGAGUCCAUUUCGAUAUGGACGGAUCCCUGGGUGCCGUCUCAAUCCCCAAGACCAGCGUUCAGCAAGGGUCCUCUUAAGGAUCCUUCUCUUAAAAUCUCUCAUUUAAUUGAUUGUCACACAAAUACUUGGCGUACGGAUAGGCUCAAGGAGUUUUUUGCCCCGGAAGAUGUUGAUCUGAUAGGGGCUAUCCCUUUAGGAAGUCGUCGCCUAGAUGAUUCCAUGGGUUGGCAUUACACAAAAUCAGGAAUGUAUACAGUUAAAUCUGGGUACGAUACGGAACGUUUUGCUGUAUCACAGCUUAUGAUGGUCUCUCGAGCAGGUCCAGAGAUAACUCCUCUGUUGGCCGGCGUCUGGGGUGUUUCCUGUCCACCGAAAAUUAAACAUUUUAUGUGGCAGGUCUUGACAGGUUGUAUUUCGGUUUCGGCAAAUCUGCGGCGUCGCGGUAUUGCGUGUGAUACAGCGUGUGUACGGUGUGGGGCUGAGGAGGAAACAAUUAAUCAUGCUAUUUUCCGGUGCCCACCGGCUCGAUAG